AACAGCAACAACAAUAAAUUUAAACAAAAAAAAAAAAAACAACUUAAGCAGCUGUCGAAGCAGCAACUAGAACAACAGCAACAAUUAAGAAGCAAGCCACAUGAGCAGCAGCGCGACGCCAACGCCGACACAAACGCCAACGCCGACGUUUAAUGGCGAGCAUAAAAAGUGAAAUGCCGCCACUGCACGCGGCAGAGGCGCUCGCUGCUAGCAGCAGCAGCAGCAGUAGCGGCCCAACUGAUAGCGGCGGCGGAGGUGGCACAGCAGCAACUGCAGCUGCAGCAGCAGCAACAACUGCAGCAGCGGCCGCAGCAACAGCAACAACAACUGCAUCGGCAGCAACUGUUGCUGGGGGCAGUGCGCCAGCAACGCCGAAUGCGAAUGCAACAAUCAGCGCCGCCGCGGACUCCAGCGAUAAUCAGCCAGGCACGCCGCAGCCAACAACACAGCAACAAUCGCUGAUGUCAGUGGACGCGCAGCAGCAGCAGCAACAGCAACAACAACAACAGCAGCAGCAGGCGUCGGGCAUAACGCAUCAGCCAUAUGCAACGCAUCACAUGUACGCAGCAGCAGCGCAACAGCAACAGCAACCACCACAGCAGCAGCUCUACGGCGGCCUCUACGCCAGCGAUAUGCAGCAGCAACAGCAACAGCAGCAGAGCUACGCGGCCAGCAGCUAUAUCAACAGUUACGAGCAAUUCUAUCAGCAACAGCAGCAGCAGCAACAGCAGAGCGCGGCUGACUACGGCGGCGCCUAUGUGGAUUACAGUAAAGCCUCGGCGGUGCGCUAUCAUCCGUAUUUGCAGCAGCCGACGUCGGUGCUGCCAACGGCUGUGGCGGCAGCAACUGUUGCUGCCGUCGACGAUGCCACAGCAACACCGGCGGCCGCAGUGACGACAACAGCAGCAUCUGUUGCCGCGAUGAGUCCGCGCGUCGUCAGCAGCAGCAGUCCCACCUCCACCUCAUCGCAUCUGCAGCUGAGCAGUGCCACGCCCAGUUCGCCAGGAGGCGGCUGCAAGUUGCAGUGCAAAAAGUGCGGCAUCUUGAACACUAACGAAUCGGAAUUGCAGGAACACAUUGCCAAUGUGCACGGAGAAUCGCCAUACGGAAGCAGCGGGUAUGCCAGCUCGCCCUACAUCAAGGAGGAGAUGCCGAUGCCGACGCCAACAGCGGUGGCCGCAGCAGCAGCAGCAGCGGCGGCAGCCAGCGGUGAGCUGCUCGACUUGGACUCACAGAAGAUGGUCUAUCACCAGCAAUUGCUGCAACAGCAACAGCAGCAGCAGCAGCAACAACAGCACCACCAUCAUCACCACCACCUCCAACAGCAGCAACAACAACAUCCGCAACAGCAGCAUCAGCAGCUCCAUCAACACGACGCUGUGGUUGCCGGCCUGCCAUUGGCAUUGCCCGAUCCAUUGCAUUCGAUGCAAUCGAUGCAGCAACGUGCACUCCACAGUUGGGAGCAACAGGCCACGCCCACCGAGGGUCUGCCCGCCUAUAUGCAGCCGCUGCUAGAAAAAUCGCCGCACUACUACGGCUCGCCCAAGCAGUCGCCGUAUCACCCAUCGACGGUGGUGAAGCAGGAGUAUGCAUUGAUCAAAUCCGAAUAUGCCGACUCGCAGCAUUAUGUGGACAAGUCGUUCGAUCCGACGGCAGCCGAGGUGACCACCAGUCCGGCCGAGUUUCCGAGCACCACAACAACGGAUGGCAACGCCGUGGGUGGCAACGCUGGCACCGCAUACCGUGGCUUCGAGCCGCCCAGCUCCAGUUCGGUGCUGCCGGCGAACAGCCUCACGGCCAAGGCGGCCACCUGGAAGUCGAACGAGGCGCGUCGCCCGAAGACCUACAAUUGCACCGCGUGUAACAAGUGGUUCACCAGCUCGGGCCACCUGAAGCGCCACUACAAUACGACGCUGCACAAGAAUGCGGUUAAAUCGAGCGGUCAGCCAGAUCCGGCAACGUUGCCCAUAUCAGCGCAUCAUCAUCCUGCACGUGAUCCCGUUACAAAGACCAGUCGACGCGGCAAUGCGGCAGCAGCGGCCGCAGCAGCAGCGGCAGCGGCGGCGGCAGCAGCAGCAGCAGCAGCCACACAGGAACCGCCAGCAGCGGAGCCGCCCAGAAGUCCGCCGGACUAUGGAGGAGGUGGCGGCGGUGUUUGUGGGGCGACGGGCGUGCAGGUGGGCGCCGCCAUGUCGCAGUAUUCGGCCUCGCCGUCGCCCACCGCUCAGCAGCAGCAGCAGCAGCAACAAUUGAUUGCCAGCAAUGGUUAUGCCAAUGGCCACGCCCACUAUCAUGGCCAUUACAAUAUCCAGCAGCAGCAGCAGCAGCAACAAGUGCAAUCGACGACAAACGCUUCACCACAGCAUGCUAAUAGCAACAACAACAACAAACAGCAGCAGCAGCAACAACAGCAGCAGCAGCAACAACACAAUUCCGUUUUGAACGGUCACCCAAACGGGCUAGCAGGUCCCUCCGCCCCAAUCAACAACAACAACAACAACACACAAAUGCCGUCCUCCCAAAUGAGGGGCCUGCUGAACAACAACAACAACAACAAAAUAACAACAAUCAACAACAACACAACAACAACAAUAGCCACAACUAUAAAAGUCGAGCAAAUGGAGGACAGCAGCAACUCAGCAAUGGUCAUGGAACAGGAGCAGGAGGAGGAGCAGCAGCAGCAGCAGCAGUUGGAGGAGCACCAACAGCAGCAGCAGCAGCAGCAACACGUCUUGCUGCAACAUCACCCACUGGAGCAGCAGGAGCAGGUCAGCUAUCUGUUGUCGCGGCCCUAUCACAGCAGCAACAGCAACAGCAGCACCACCAUAUCCACCACCAGCACCACCAUCAACAGCAGCAGCAGCAGCAGCAACAACAGCCACCAACAACUGCAACAGCUGCCGCAGCAGCAGCAGCAGCUGCAGCCGCUGCAGCAGCAGCAGCAACUGGAACAGGAGCAGCAACACCAAUCGCACCACCACCAACUGUUGCAGGCAAUGGAUUUCUCGCGCACCCAGCCGCUGCUGCCGCCGCCGCCUAUGGCAGCGCUGCUGCCGCCUAUAACAAUGGACUACAACAUGCUGGCUUUGGAUAUGCAACAGCAGCACAGCAAUAUGCUGCAGUGCAGCAGCAUCAGCACGCCGCAGCAGCCGUUGCUGCCGGUCACUAUUACCACCACGCCCAUCCACACGCCCAUCCCCAUGCACACCCACACGCCCAUCCACACGCCCAUGGCCAUCCACACGCCCACCACCCACACGCACAUCAAUAUGGACAUGGAAUGCACCACUAUGCAGCAGCAGCAGCAGCAGCAGCACUACCUGGCACCACAGCCGCUGUCGCCGCUGCCGCAGCCGCUGCAGCCGCAACAACUGAACAACAGCAACAGCAACAUCUCCAGCAGCAGCAACAGCAGCAACAACAUCCUGCCAUGCUAUCAGCAGCUGCCGCCGGUGCUGGAGCACACAAUGAGCUAUCACACUAUUAUUGGUAACGAGCCGGGCCACUACGACACCUACACGACCAGCGACGGCCACCAGAUAUUGCAGCUGAUGCCGGCUGCCUCGCUGUUUGCGCCCUAUGCACCACUGUCGCCCUAUUCGGUGGCUGCGCAGCGCUCGCCGCAGGAGGGGGACUUGCCGCCGGUGCAUACGCUAACGAAUGCACUGCAGGCACAGCAGGAGGCGCAACAGCAGCAGCAGCAGCAGCAACAACAACAGCAGCAGCAACAUACAACUUUAACGCUGCUGGCCACGCCCACUCCGUAUUCGCCCACAGUGAGCAGCUCGCGUGCAACGCCAGCUCUCGAGCUUGAUAUGGCAUCGCUCAUAGCACAGCAGCAACAGCACGACUACGAGCAAUAUCAGUUGCAGCAACUCGAGCAGCAGCAGCAGCAGCAACUCGAUCAGCUGCAGCUGCAACAAACUGUUGCUGUGCUGCCUAAAAAGCGACGCGCUGCCGUUGCACUUUCCUCAACAACAACAAUAACAACAGCAACAGCUGGAGCGGGAACAACAACUGUUGCUGGUCCGCCCAGCAAGCGACGGCGCAACAGCAGCAUCGGCUCAACAUCGCCACACUCGACCACAUUGCCAUCGGGCCGCAUCAAGUGCUUGGAGUGCGACAAGGAGUUCACCAAGAACUGUUAUCUCACGCAGCACAACAAGAGCUUCCAUUCCGGUGAGUAUCCAUAUCGGUGCCAGAAGUGCGGCAAGCGCUUCCAAAGCGAGGAUGUGUACACCACGCAUCUGGGCCGCCAUCGCACCCAAGAUAAGCCGCACAAGUGCGAGCUCUGUCCAAAGCAAUUCCAUCACAAGACCGAUUUGCGGCGACACGUGGAGGCCAUCCACACGGGGCUCAAGCAGCACAUGUGCGAUAUCUGUGAGAAGGGCUUCUGUCGCAAGGAUCAUCUGCGCAAGCAUCUCGAGACGCACAAUCGUCCACGGGUUGUUGGCAAAAAGGCAGCGGCAGCUGUUGCUGCUGCUGCUGCUGCAACAGCCAAAGCAGCAGCGGCAGCAACGGCAGCAGCAGCAGCAACAGUUGCUAGGACGGCAGCUGACGAUGUUGCUGCUGACGAUGAUAGUUUGCUAGACGAUGAUGAAGACGAUAAUGAUGCCGAACAGCAGCAUCAGCAGCAGCAACAGCAACAGCAGCAGCAGCAGCAACUGUUGCUGAGCGGCGAGCAUCAUUUGAUUAAAAACGAAUUUGUUGAUAUUAAGAAUGAGUACGAGGAAGAGUUCGCGGAGGAAUUUCACAUCAUUGAAAAGGACAUUGAUAUGUAUUGAAACGGGAGGGAUAUAUGUAUAUAUAUAUAUACAUAUUUCUAACAGAAUACGUAUA
Messenger RNA from Drosophila navojoa, 4839 nucleotides. It is a transcript of the gene zld, whose product is annotated as zinc finger protein zelda. NCBI's taxonomy places the organism in Eukaryota, Metazoa, Arthropoda, Insecta, Diptera, Drosophilidae. The record is from RefSeq and is a predicted model, not a curated record.